This is a messenger RNA of Bactrocera neohumeralis, 1564 nucleotides long. RefSeq names its product DNA methyltransferase 1-associated protein 1 (gene DMAP1). The record is from RefSeq and is a predicted model, not a curated record. Gene Ontology annotation, biological process: negative regulation of transcription by RNA polymerase II; DNA repair; chromatin remodeling. NCBI's taxonomy places the organism in Eukaryota, Metazoa, Arthropoda, Insecta, Diptera, Tephritidae. Gene Ontology annotation, molecular function: transcription corepressor activity. Gene Ontology annotation, cellular component: nucleus; NuA4 histone acetyltransferase complex; Swr1 complex. Bases 142 to 1464 code for a protein of 440 amino acids. The transcript has 7 exons.
CAUUCUAAAAAAUAAACAUUUUUAUUUAGUGGACAUUUCAUAUCAACAAAUUUAGAAUAUUUAGUGGAUACUGUGAAUUUCACAAUUUAUUUGUGGAAAAUUGUUUAUUAUAUCGGGUGCAGUUGUCAGAGCAAUUGAGGAAUGGCCGAUGUACGUGAUAUUUUAGACAUCGAGCGGGCGAAUACGCCUGAAGUGACUCGUGAAUCAUUUCUGGUGCAGAAACGGCGGAACUUUGAAAAAGCUAAAGGAGUUUCCAAACGCCCAGAGGGUAUGCACCGCGAAGUAUUCGCUUUGCUCUACAAUGACAACAAAGAUGCUCCACCGCUUUUACCAACAGACACUGCACUUGGUAUUGGAGCGGGUUACAAGCAAGCGAAAGCUCGUUUGGGAAUGAAAAAAGUGCGCAAGUGGGAAUGGGCUCCUUUCAAUAAUCCAGCACGCACAGACGGUGCUGUAUUUCAUCAUUGGCGUCGUACUACAGACGACCAGAAGGAUUAUCCCUUUGCCAAAUUCAAUAAGCAGCUUCAAAUACCCACCUACACCAUGACAGAGUAUAACACACACUUGCGUACGAACGUACAAAAAUGGAACAAGGCACAAACCGAUCAUCUGUUCGAUUUGGCUAAACGUUUCGAUCUGCGGUUUAUCGUAAUGGCUGAUCGUUGGGAUCGUGCACAGCAUGGCGUUAAAUCUGUGGAAGAUCUGAAAGAGCGCUACUAUGAAGUAGUAGGUCUGCUCGCCAAAGCCAAGGGACAGAAUAGUGACAAAAAAUCAUAUGCUUUUGAUGCAGAACACGAAAGGAAGCGCAAGGAUCAACUGAAAAAAUUAUUUGAACGAACUACCCAACAAGUAGAAGAAGAGCAAAUGCUCUUGAAUGAGCUUAAGAAGAUCGAAGCACGCAAGAAGGAGCGCGAACGCAAAACUCAAGAUCUACAAAAACUCAUCUCACAGGCGGAUCAGCAAAGUGAUGCCGCAACCAAUGUGCAGAGUGCACGCAAAUAUGAAAAGAAACUUGUUAAGAAAAAACUACAUCAUCAACCGCGUCCCUCGAAGGUUGAUUCGGUCGUAAAUGCUAUAGAAAUAGGUGGCAGUGGCAUAAAGUUCUCAGACCUACGUGGAUCUGGUGUUUCAUUGCGCUCACAGAAAAUGAAGCUGCCUGCAAACAUCGGUCAGCGUAAGGUAAAAGCAUUGGAACAAGCCAUACAAGAGUUUAAAGUCGAUCCCUCGCCGCCGCCAACCGAGGAAAUAUGUAACGCAUUCAAUGAAUUGCGCUCCGACAUGGUUCUGCUGUGCGAAUUAAGGACAGCCUUGUCCACAUGUGUCUAUGAAAUGGAAAGCUUAAAGCAUCAGUAUGAAGCAGCAUGCCCGGGAAAAACUCUGAACAUUCCACCGUCUCUAAUACCAGCCGAACCCAUUAAAGAAGAAAUAAUUGAGCCUGGUACUUCGGCCAGCACAAAUGCAUAGUCUUCUAAUAAACAACAAUUUUUAUGUAAUUCUCAUUCAUAAGAUAAAUGAACAACGGCUAGUUUGAAUUAAAUCGAAAAAAAAUUUGUUCUAUCAGAAA